Cylas formicarius (sweet potato weevil) is the source of this 876-nucleotide messenger RNA. Its product is annotated as doublesex- and mab-3-related transcription factor dmd-4-like. Bases 4 to 768 code for a protein of 254 amino acids. The transcript is spliced from 3 exons. NCBI's taxonomy places the organism in Eukaryota, Metazoa, Arthropoda, Insecta, Coleoptera, Brentidae. Gene Ontology annotation, biological process: regulation of transcription by RNA polymerase II; sex differentiation. The record is from RefSeq and is a predicted model, not a curated record. Gene Ontology annotation, molecular function: RNA polymerase II cis-regulatory region sequence-specific DNA binding; DNA-binding transcription factor activity, RNA polymerase II-specific. Gene Ontology annotation, cellular component: nucleus.
GCGAUGCUGUCCAGCAGGAAAUCGGCGAGGGUGCCCAAGUGCGCCCGCUGCAGGAACCACGGCAUGAUAUCCACCCUGAGGGGUCACAAGAAGCAGUGCAUCUACAAGAGCUGCAACUGCGCCAAAUGCGGGCUGAUCAAGGAGAGGCAGCGGAUCAUGGCCGCCCAAGUGGCGCUCAAACGUCAGCAGGCAGCAGAAGACGCUAUCGCGCUUCACCUGGCUUCCGCCGAAGGCGGAAAAAGCUACGACUACCUGCCUCCCGGCAGGAUAUACGGGAUGCAAGUCACGUCUCCGGAGACUAACAGUUCCGAAUCGCUACAGUCGGAAAAAGAGACCUGCCCACAGGAAAAGAAGACGGAUGACGUGGCCGUCACUCCUGGCUCGGUGGAAAUGCUAGGCAAGCUGUUUCCCACCAAGAAACGAGCCGUUUUGGAACUCGUCCUCAAAAGGUGCAACCACGACCUGCUGAAAGCGGUAGAGCAUUUCAGCAGCACCAAAUCCAGACAGGAAGAGCACCACGUCGAAGAGACUCGGCCGGAAGGCGCGUCUGCUUUCAGACCGGUCUCGAACUCAUCGAAAGGGACCCCCAGGUCUGCAUUCCCUGGGAUCCACGCCAACCCCAUACCUCUGAUAUCGAGCGAGGUGUUCAGCUUUUACCCGUUCUUUCCGCUGUUCCCCAAGCCUCUGGUCAGCAAUCCGGUCUACGUGCCGGGAGUGUGUGAGUGUGAUCAGUGCAAGCACAUAGCCUACAGUUCCGUUAGAGAGUAGACAGUGAUGACUAUAGACCUGGUUAUGUUUUACGUGUUAAUGUCACUUUGUGAAGGUCUAUUUAAGACUCUCCCAUAUCUUAUCUCGAUAAUUACGGCGCCUAACUUG